Schistocerca piceifrons (Central American locust) is the source of this 468-nucleotide messenger RNA. RefSeq lists its product as uncharacterized. The record is from RefSeq and is a predicted model, not a curated record. The transcript has 3 exons. The coding region runs from base 1 to 468 and encodes 155 amino acids. NCBI's taxonomy places the organism in Eukaryota, Metazoa, Arthropoda, Insecta, Orthoptera, Acrididae.
AUGUACUUAUAUCCAGUAACACCCAAAGAAGUACAAUCGGCUAUCAACAAACUAAAGAGUAAAAUGAGCUGCGGAUUUGAUGGCAUCCCUGACCAAAUUAUUAGAUAUAGUACCAAUAAUGUUGUCGCUCAGCAUGUGGACAUAAUCAAUGACUCUUUUGAAUCUGGAGUGUUUCCAAAUAAACUUAAGCAGUCAACAGUUGGAGUUAAACCAACAGACCCAACGCAAUUUCCUCCUGCAUUUCCAAAAAACGAAGUCCUAUGCAGUGAACAACAUGUAUUCAGAAAUAAGAGGUCAACAACAACUGCUAUUUAUGAGUACAUGAAAUCCAUAUUGAGCCUUAUGGACAAAAAACUAGAAUUAACAGGAGUAUUUAUUGAACUGUCAAAAGGUUUUGACAUGGUGGACCAUAAGAUUCUGCUGUCAAUCCUUGAAACAUAUGGUAUUCAAGGUCUGUCCAACAACUAG